GUCAUACCCGCCGCGGCUUUUGCUUCAAGUCUUCGGGUCAUUUGAACUUCGUGGUGUUUCCAACAAACAUCUCAGCUCAAGAACAUGACCCUCUCGGAAAAUGAACACGAAAAUGGGGGUGAUUUUCCCUGGGAGAUUGGGGUCUUUGACGCCCAUUGUCAUCCUACCGACACCAUGUCCUCGAUUGCUGAGAUACCUCAGAUGAAAGCCACCACUUUGACCGUCAUGGCCACGCGUGGCGAGGACCAGGAUUUGGUGCUACAGACUGCUGCAACUCUCUCGGGUCGGGACACAGCUAUCAAUGGCUCAAAUACCGGACGCGUCUUGCCUUGUUUCGGCUGGCACCCGUGGUUCUCACAUCAAAUUCUCGAUGAUAAUCCCGAUUCAUCAGAGUCUGAUGUAGCCUCGGGAUCUGAAAGAAAGAAGGCGCAUUAUAGAAAAGUGCUUACUCCAUCGCCGGACGAUGAAUUCAUCUCAACCCUUCCGGAGCCAAAACCACUAUCCCAGCUCAUCUCGGAAAUCCGAUCCCGCCUGACAACGCACCCCCUGGCACUUGUGGGCGAGGUUGGCCUGGACCGGGCGUUUAGGCUACCCAAUUCUUGGAAGCCACAAGAUCUCGAGAAUCGUGACGAGGGAAUGACCCCGGGAUCCCGCGAGGGUCGCAAGCUGUCUCCUCAUCGAGUACAACCGGAACAUCAAAAAGCCGUUCUCAGGGCACAGCUUAAACUGGCCGGAGAGCUUCGACGCCCCAUCUCUGUCCAUAGUGUCCAAGCGCAUGGAGCUGUAUUUGAUCUUUUCAAAACCUUGUGGUCUGGUCAUGAACGAAAGGUGCAAUCGCGACGAGACAGGCAGCGACGCCGCAGUGUAGCCGACGCACACGCGGAUAGCGAGGCAGAGGAAGAGGAAGAGGGAAAACAGGCAUCACCCCAGCCAGAACCCCCUCUUCCAUUCCCACCACGGAUCUGUAUGCAUUCGUAUUCCGGCCCCGUGAAUCCCGUGAAACAAUUCUUACACGCGUCCAAUCCUUCGGAUGUAUAUUUCUCCUUUUCCACUGUGAUUAAUUUCAGCGGACCAUCGGCGCAGAAAGUGAUGGACGUCAUUAAAGCUCUGCCUGACGACCGAAUCCUUAUAGAGAGUGACUUGCAUACUGCCGGGCCGCCAAUGGACGAGCUCCUGGAGCAAGUCGCACGACAGAUCUGCGAAUUGCGAAGGUGGACGUUGCACCAGGGAGUGCAGCAGUUGGCGGACAAUUGGAAGCGAUUUGUGUACGGGUGA
Aspergillus melleus is the source of this 1275-nucleotide messenger RNA. RefSeq names its product TatD family hydrolase (gene scn1). The coding region runs from base 85 to 1275 and encodes 396 amino acids. The record is from RefSeq and is a predicted model, not a curated record. The transcript has a single exon. Gene Ontology annotation, molecular function: hydrolase activity, acting on ester bonds. Lineage: Eukaryota; Fungi; Ascomycota; Eurotiomycetes; Eurotiales; Aspergillaceae.